AUGGCGGCGGGGACGGGGCACGGGGGCGCGCCGGGAGACAGCGGGGCAGGAGCGGAGGAGCCGAGAGUAGAGGAGCCGGUGCCCCAGGAGCCGCCGGGGCUGGAACUGGGGGAGCCGGGACCCGGAGGAGCAGGACCGGAGGGGCCGGGCCCGGGACCUGAGGAGGCAGGACCCGGGGGGCCAGGGCCCGAGGAGCCGCCGGGGACGGAGCUGGGGGAGCCGGGACCCGGGGAGCCGCCAGGACCCGGAGGAGCAGGACCCGAGGGGGGCCGGGACCCGAAGAGCCAGGACACACGGAGCCGGGACCCGAGGAGCCGCCGGAGCCGGGACCCGAGGAGCCGCCGGGGCCAGUCCCGGAGUCCGCCCCCGGGGCCCCCGAGGUGGCCGGCGGAGCCCUCAGGUCCCGCUGCGGCCGCGGAGCCGCCCGCCCCCGGAGCCAACGGGGCCGCGCCGGGACCCUCGGAGAAGGAGGAGGAGGAGGAGGAGGAGGAGGAGGAGGAAGGCGGCGACCCGGCGGAGGAGCAGCGGGAGCGGGCGGCGCUGCUGGAGGAGCACCGCGGGCUGGCGAGCGAGCGGGAGCGGCUGCGGCCGGCGGGCGCCCUGCUGCAGCUGCGGCUGGGAGAGCUGCUGAGGCUGCGGAAGGGAGAGAGGCCUGCGGCGGGGGGAGGAGGCGGGAGGCAGGCGCCGGCCUACGGGGAGCGGCUGCGGGAGCUGAGGGAGCUGCGGGAGGUGCGGCAGUGGGCCCAGGCCGCCUGCGAGCAGCGGGUGAGAGCCCGCAGCGGGACGUGCCGGGAGAGCGAGGCCCGGGCCGAGGAGCAGUGGGAGGCUUUCCAGCACCGCAAAAAGGCCCUGGCCCUCCGAGCACUCGGCAACAGGCUGGGCGGCCGGGCGGCGGCUGUGCAGGUGGUGGACGGCGUGCUGGCCAAGGAGCAGGUCAAGGAGAGAGCGGUGAGGGAGGUCCGUGUGGAAAACGUCAAGGUGAAGCUUGAAAUCCAAAGCCUUGAAGCGGUCUUGAAAGCCCAAGGAGAGCUGUUAAAAGGCCAGAGUUUCGCAGACUUGGCGUACAUGAAGAAAGAGAAUCAGAAGCUCGUCGAAAAGUUUGAUGACCUCUGUGGUGAAAUUCUGAAGCUCAAAGCGCAGGUAUCCACAGCAGUGCACAUUCUCAGCCAUUACAGGGAGAAACUACGGUUUGUGGAGGCUGAGAACCAGGUCAGAGAAGCCGAACUGAUGGACAUUGACAUCCUUUUGUCACAGAAGAGAGACUUCCUCACCAGAAAGAAACAGGCCAGGGACAGGCUGCGGGCAAAUACCCUGAAACUGCAGCAGAAACGUGGGCUGGUUGGAAAUGAGGUGCUGCUUCGGGACUUUGAGGAGAAGGUGGACUACCCUGGAGUUGUUACGUCAGCAGCUGGAAACCCUGAAACGUCACCACACUGGCCUGAUCCUUACACGUAGGGAAAUUAGGAAAAAAGUCAGGGAAGCCAAUUCAGUUCUACCUUUUUAGGCAAAGAAAGCAUGGAAAAGAUAUACGCCAAGGAGUUCUCUGUAGUUCUCAUUUUUAACAUGCUUCUUUUUGGUAAAUCCUAGGGAAGAUAUUACACACGUACUCCUGAAAAAGACUUUUCUAAACGACAUCAAUACUUGGUAGUAAGUGAUUAUAGUACUCGUUUCUGAGUGACACCAUAUACCUAUUCACUUAUUUUUUAAAAAGAAAACCAGUCCAAAGCCUACACUUCUGGGAAAUCACCUGUGCUUGGUCCUGUAAGGCCAUGGCAAUAUUGUUUAGGCCAUGGCAAUAUUGUUUAAGCAGAGCACUCACCGCACUCUGAUUCAAACCCUGCUUCUACCACCCCCCACUAUGGUUCUUACACUUUAGUAUGAACUUCAUCUGUAAGCUAAACCUACCUGCCUUCUAGGCAGGUCCUGGAUUAAAAAUAAUUAAUUAUAAGGGUUACUUUUCAUAGAUGUGGCCAAGCACUGAACAGAGAAGCGUACUGUGAAAACCCAGCUUGCCUCGCAUACAGCCAAUACGCUGCAGAAGCACCAAAUCCCUCACCCAUUCUGUAAAUACAGUUGGCUGCAAAGUUUGUCUUGGUGGCGUACAAGAAGAAAUUUUUACUACUUUAAAAAUAUACAUCCAUCUUAUUCAGAACUAGAGUUCUGGUGGUUUUUUAUUAUUAUUUGUUUUACUUGGUCUUUCAACUUUUAUGGACCCUCAGCCUUGUGUGUGAUAUGUCAUGGUGUGGGACAAGAUACGGAGCAGCAUGAACCCAUCACCAUUUUUGUCCCCUCUGCACUGUUCAACUGUAGUGUCAGAAUUCCAGAAGACUGAAGAAAAAGGAGGGGAAGAGAAAUGUUCACGCAUGUAUGUGUAUACAGCUCACACAGCUGUAGUUCCAGGAAGCAGCUUCUGUUUUCAAAAUGGCGUAUUCCUAAAAUUCCCACAAGACACAUGAAAAACGGCAUCUACAAGACUUAUCUACAUCAUGCAGCUCUUGCUGCUGCGAGGGCAGCAUCGUUUUUCACUAAGGCAGGGGAUGAUGUUGAGAAUACAGAAACAUCUUGGGCCAGUAAAAUGCCGGAGUUGCGAUGAGUACGUUCUCCUUCCUGAAAGAGCUGCAACCAACCAGCUGAUGGGCAGCCCAAUUAUUGCCUGAUUCUUGAACCUAGCAAAUUGCUCAUUUCCAUCCAUUUCUACGUUGCUUAGACAGACCUGAUCUUUUUAGUCAGAAUUAGGUAUAGAAGGCCCAGACACGAGUCUUUAAAGGCUGUGAAUUUUGCAGCAAAGCAGCUACAUCCCAGUGGGAAAGAGGAGGAGGGGAGUCUUUUGGUCUCCCACCACAGGCUGGAAUCACACCCUGUGGGACCAGCAUUGCUAAGCUCUACUUGAGCUGCAGGUCCCAGCCCCGAAGUUGCAUACGUGUUUACACAAAGCACACAGGGCACUGAAUACACUUGCAAGGGGAUAAAAGUAGAUAAGCACGUAAAGACAUUCCCAACAACUUACUCCUUUCUCUUUUAAAUGAACUAGGUUUUCUGAACUCUCUAGUUAGUUAAAGGCCAGAACAUAAUUGGUUAUUACACUAUUGAAACUUACUUUUUUUGUUCUUUUUUGUCACGGAGAAAUGGCAGUCUUCAAAGAGAUCAGUGGUUUCUUACUUGGUACAGUCAUGCCGAGCAAUCUGGUUAUAUUCUUCUAGGGUCCUGACAGUUUUGCUGAACUAUUCCAUAAACAGAAAAAAGUCAAGUACUCUCUAACUUAGUAGCUCACAACCUGUUUAUGAAGACUGACUAUACACAACUAGGAACUUUUCACAAAAUGCCAGCGUAUCUAUCUGUUGCUGGAUAGUAAAAGGACACAAGUGCAACUGCCAGCCAUUUAUCAAGAAAAAAAAGACAUUAUAAAUCAUGACCCUUCACCAUAACCUCGUGUUUGGUAAUGGGGCUUUUCUCCUGCUGAGAAGACUGGUUAUUGCCCAGGUUGAGUAGCCUCUUAAUGUUCCGUGAAACUGCUUCCAUAAAUACUACUGGAUGAUUAGCAGUCACGUCUGUAAGAGAAGUAACUCUUAUCUUAUUAAUUAAAAUUCCUGCCAGGGAAAUUCUUAAACUUCUUGCUGCUUUUGGCUUAAGAGAAGGUUUCCUUCCAUCUCUUAACUUC
Molecule: messenger RNA, 3658 nt
Organism: Anas platyrhynchos (mallard)
Lineage: Eukaryota; Metazoa; Chordata; Aves; Anseriformes; Anatidae
Source: RefSeq, a predicted model, not a curated record